Messenger RNA from Henningerozyma blattae CBS 6284, 1347 nucleotides. RefSeq names its product saccharopine dehydrogenase (NADP+, L-glutamate-forming) (gene LYS9). Bases 1 to 1347 code for a protein of 448 amino acids. Lineage: Eukaryota; Fungi; Ascomycota; Saccharomycetes; Saccharomycetales; Saccharomycetaceae. Gene Ontology annotation, cellular component: cytoplasm. The transcript has a single exon. Gene Ontology annotation, molecular function: RNA binding; saccharopine dehydrogenase activity. The record is from RefSeq and is a predicted model, not a curated record.
AUGGUUAAAAGAGUUUUAUUGUUAGGUUCUGGAUUUGUUGCUCAGCCAACGGUUGAUGCCUUGUCGAAGGAAAAUGGUAUUGAAGUCACCGUUGGGUGUAGAACUUUAGCUAAGGCCAAAAGUUUAGCUGAUCCAUAUGGUGCAAAUGCUAUUUCGGUUGAUGUUACAAAUACAGCUGAAUUUGAAGCAGUGUUAGAGAAAAAUGACGUGGUCAUUUCUUUAAUUCCAUACAUCUAUCAUGCCAGUGUGGUAAAGAGUGCAAUCAAACUUAAGAAGGAUGUAGUUACUUCUUCAUACAUUUCUCCUGCAUUGCGUGAAUUAGAAGAGGAUGUUAAGAAGUCUGGAAUCACUGUUAUGAAUGAAAUUGGUUUGGACCCAGGUAUUGAUCAUUUAUAUGCUAUUAAGACAAUUGAUGAAGUCCAUAAAAAAGAUGGGAAGCUCAAGAGCUUCUUGUCAUACUGUGGUGGUUUACCUGCUCCAGAAGAUUCUGAUAAUCCAUUAGGUUACAAAUUUUCUUGGUCUUCAAGAGGUGUAUUAUUGGCUUUAAGAAAUAGUGCAAAGUAUUAUAAAGAUGGCAAACUAGUGAAUAUCACAUCUGAGGAAUUAAUGACUUCUUCUAAACCAUAUUUUAUUUACCCAGGUUACGCUUUUGUUUGUUACCCAAACAGAGACUCUACUGUAUUUAAGGACCUAUAUUCCAUUCCUGAAGCUGAAACUGUAAUUAGAGGUACCUUGAGAUACCAAGGUUUCCCUGAAUUCAUAAAAGUCUUAGUUGAUAUUGGUUUAUUAGAUGAUACAGAAAACAAAAAUUUUUCAGACGCCAAUGUAUCUUGGUUAGAGGCUUUAAGUAAGUAUCUAAAAUUAACUGAAAUUAGUAAGGAAGCUCUACUUAAAAAGAUUGAUUCUUUAACUGUAUGGAAAGAUGAAGAUGAUAAAGAGCGUAUUAUUAAUGGUAUGAAAUGGUUAGGAUUUUUCUCCAAAGAUGAAAAAAUCAUUCCAAGAGGAAACCCAUUGGAUACUUUAUGUGCCACUUUAGAACAAAAAAUGCAAUAUGAGAAGAAUGAAAGAGAUUUAGUAGUUUUACAACAUAAGUUUGGAAUUGAAUGGGCAGAUGGUAAAACUGAAACACGUACUUCUACUUUAGUUCAAUAUGGUGAAGUCGGUGGUUACAGUGCUAUGGCUGCCACCGUAGGUUAUCCUGUUGCCAUUGCAACGAGACUUGUCUUAGAAGGUAAAAUCAAGGGCCCAGGUUUAUUAGCUCCAUACACCCCAGAGAUAAACGAUCCAAUCAUUAAAGAAUUAAAGGACAAAUAUGGCAUUUAUUUAGUUGAAAAGACUAUAAAAUAA